Molecule: messenger RNA, 1630 nt
Organism: Chiroxiphia lanceolata (lance-tailed manakin)
Lineage: Eukaryota; Metazoa; Chordata; Aves; Passeriformes; Pipridae
Gene: SLC16A2
Product: solute carrier family 16 member 2
Biological process (GO): transmembrane transport
Molecular function (GO): monocarboxylic acid transmembrane transporter activity; thyroid hormone transmembrane transporter activity
Source: RefSeq, a predicted model, not a curated record
AUGUGGGACCGGCUGCGGGGCAGUCGGGCGGCGGGCGGCGGCCGGAGCGGGGCCGCGAUGGCGCAACGCGACGAGAAGGUGCCGGCGGCGGCAGGAGAGAGCGAGCCCGGGGCCGGGGCCGGGGGGGGCCCGAGCGGGGCCGCCGCGCCCUUCCAGCCCCGCGAAGGUGGCUUCGGCUGGGUGGUGGUCUUCGCCGGCUGGUGCAACGGCUCCAUCUUCGGGAUCAACAACUCCUUCGGGAUCCUCUACAUGAUGCUGCAGAGCGACCUGGGCGAGGGGGAGAAGGACCCGGCGCUGGAGUUUAAAACAGCAUGGGUUGGCUCCUUGGCCAUGGGCAUGAUUUUUUUCUGCUCUCCCAUCGUCAGCAUCUUCACCGACCGGCUCGGCUGCAGGACCACGGCAGCCAUGGGAGCUGCCAUCGCCUUCAUCGGCUCCUCUAGCAGCCACUUCACUCCCUCCUUGAGUGUCUCUGGAAGUCGUUAUUUCACAUAUGGGAUCCUCUUCGGCUGUGGCAGCUCCUUUGCCUUCCAGCCCUCACUGGUCAUCCUUGGUCACUACUUCAAGCGCCGCCUUGGCUUGGCCAACGGCAUCGUGGCCGGCGGCAGCUGCCUCAUCUCCGUGCCGCUCCCCUUCUUCCUGAAGAUGGUCGGGAAGGCCAUUGGGCUGGCACAUACUUUCCAAGUACUCAGUGCCUUAAUGCUCAUCCAGAUCUUCUUGUCCAUGACCUACCGGCCCACCCUACCACCCUCCUGUGACUCUCAGCACGACGGGCAGGACAAGCUGGGCAGCCGGAGUGCACGGCAGCAGUGCUGGGCCCAGACACGCAGGUAUUUCAACUUGAGGGUUUUCCGGAGAAAGACCUAUCGGAUUUGGGCCUUUGGGAUCGCUACUGCUGUCCUGGGAUACCUCGUACCUUACAUGCACCUGGUAAAAUACGUGGAGAAGCGAUUUAAAGAGACCAAAAAGGACUGGAUCCUCCUGGUCUGCCUUGGAGGCAUGUCGGGCUGGGCGCUUGGUUCAGGCCGUAUUGGUGACUGCAUCCCUGGGCUGAAGAAGAUUUACCUGCAGGUUGCAUCCUUCAUGCUGUUGGGCAUCCUGUGCAUGAUGAUCCCCCAGUGCCAAGGCUUUGAGGGCGUCAUUGUCAUCUGCCUCUUCCUCGGCCUCUGCGAUGGCUUCUUCACCACCAUCAUGGCCCCCAUUGCCUUCGAGCUGGUGGGGCCCAUGCAGGCAUCCCAGGCCAUAGGGUACCUUAUGGGGCUGAUGGCUGUGCCCAUGACCGCGGGUACACCCAUAGCAGGAUACCUCAAUGAUUAUUUUGGGAAUUACGACGCGGCCUUUUACUUCGCCGGAGUCCCCCCCAUCAUCGGCGCCUUGGUGCUCUCUGUGGUCCCGCUGGUCCAUCAGAGGAUGCUGAAGAAGCAGCGCCUGGAUUCCGGCAAAGACAAGAUGCUGGUGUCGGAGGCCGUGGACGGGGAGCUGCUGCCGGGCUGCCCGGCCUCUGAAGCGCACAUGUGACCCCGCUCCCCGCACACCCCGUGGCCAUCAGCAGCCUCUCCAUAGCCCCAGCACAGGCCCUUUUUGCAGACAGACCAUAAUUCCCAGUGAUUGCAGAUGCACCAUGUUUGUAAAG